Messenger RNA from Phoenix dactylifera (date palm), 643 nucleotides. The record is from RefSeq and is a predicted model, not a curated record. Lineage: Eukaryota; Viridiplantae; Streptophyta; Magnoliopsida; Arecales; Arecaceae.
AGUUUUGGUGAUUCAUACGUUAGUGGUGAGAUAUGUUUAUUUGAUUAAGAUUCAAAGUUCAGUUGAGUCAUGCAAUGUUCGCUCCCUCAUGGACCUAUCUAUAUAAUGCAAAUGGGUGUCUCAAUUAAAGGAUGCCUGCAACCAAGAACUGAUAGCAAUGGCAGCAGCUAGGUCAUUCGUCUCUCUUCCUUCCAUGUUGCUCUUCGCUAGAGCUACCUUCGUGCUCUUGCUUGUGGCUUUGGCUGCGCAGUCUCAGGUGGCUCAGUCUCAGAACUGCUCGGCUGCACUUAGUCAGCUCACGACUUGCGCGCCUUUUGUUGUCCCUGGCGCGAGCCAAGGUCCUCCUAGUGACCAAUGCUGUGCUGCUCUUCAAGGAGUAGACCACACCUGCCUCUGUAACACGCUGAACAUCAUCUCUCGCCUGCCGAGCAGCUGCAAGCUCCCUUCAGUCACUUGCAAUGCCUGAGUUUGACAUGAAGCAUGCACCCACCGACUGCAGACUCAAUAAACUGAGAUCUUGUCAAGAUUUUUUGCUUUUUUUUUUUCCUCUCUUUUUUUGUCUUUCCGGGAUGUCAUCUGAUCUCCAAUCGAGCAAUGUUAUGGGGAUCAGAAGAAGAACUUGCAAUGAAUAAAAGAAGUCAAC